AUGUUCGACAUAAUCAUCGUCGGCGCCGGCCUAAGCGGCCUACAAUCCGCCCUCUCCGCCCAAGAGGCCGGCCUCACCGUCGCCGUCGUCGAAGCACGCGACCGCCUCGGCGGAAAAGUCUGGUCCGUCCCACUGGCCAGCGGCCGCGGCGUUGUCGAUCUGGGCGCCGCAUGGGUGAAUGACUCGAUGCAGAAGCGCGUGUGGCGGUAUACGCAGAUGUUUGGCUUGGAUGUGGUGCGGCAGCGGCUUGAAGGGCAGGCGGUUAUGAUCGCGGGCGAGGGCGAGGGCGGAAGGGUGGAGUUUCCCUUUGGGAUUAUGCCUGAGUUCAGCGCGGCGGAGAAACGGGACCUGGAGCGUGUGCGCGACCACAUACAGGCCGAGUCGAUGCAGACCGGACUCCCCAGCCAAGAACAAGACGCCGUGACGCUAGACCAGUACGUGCGAGAUCUAGGCGCGCGGCCGAAGACGCGGUCGAUGGUGAAUCUGUGGAGUCAGGUCAUGCACGGGGUCGAGUCGAGCGAGCAAUCGGCGGCCUUCUUCAUCGACUACUGCAGGCGGAAUCACGGGCUGCUCGCGAUCCGUGCCGACGACAGGACUGGCGGGCAGUAUCUGCGCUAUCACCAAGGGACGUCCGCCAUCGUCGAAGGGAUCGCAGGUCUGGUCGGCCAUGCCAACAUACACCUCUCAUCGCCUGUUGCUUCGAUACAGGACCAUGGCGGGCACGUGUCGGUCAUCACGACAAAUGGUAACACGUUUCAGGGCAAGAAGUGUAUCCUGUCCCUCCCGACCACGUUAUACAAAGACAUCAAUAUCUUGCCUCCACUACCGCCCCGAGCUCAAGAGGUCUACAACUCGACACGACUAGGCGAUUACAACAAGGCGAUCGUUUGCUACGACCGCCCUUGGUGGCGAGACCAGGGCUACAAUGGCUUUUUUAUGAGUUUUAAUGGUCCAGUAAACCUGGCUCGUGAUACCAGCGUCGACGAGAAGCGCCAGUUCUCACUGACGUGCUUCGUAAAUGGUCAAUUCGGCCGCGAUUGGAGCAGACUACGAUCACAUGAGCGCCGCAAGGUAGUGCUCGAGCAGCUUGCCAAGGUGUACAAAGUUGACCGGGACUCGGAGGUGUGGCGUCCAAUCGAGAUAUUUGACCAGGUCUGGAUGGAGGAGAAGUUUAGCAAGGGUGCUUUGACACCUAUAACUGCUGUUGGUCAUUUGACCAAGUUUGUAGAUGUGUAUGGCAAACCAGUUGGAAAUCUUCAUUUUGUUGGGACGGAGUUCGCGACAGAAUGGAAAGGAUAUAUGGAGGGCGCGUUGGAGACCGGUGAGCGUGCAGUCAGAGAAGUAAUGAACAUGCUGGGUCCAAGGUCGACACUUUGA
Molecule: messenger RNA, 1377 nt
Organism: Pseudovirgaria hyperparasitica
Lineage: Eukaryota; Fungi; Ascomycota; Dothideomycetes; Acrospermales; Acrospermaceae
Product: amine oxidase
Exons: 3
Coding region: 1-1377 (458 amino acids)
Molecular function (GO): oxidoreductase activity
Source: RefSeq, a predicted model, not a curated record